Messenger RNA from Trichobilharzia regenti, 3777 nucleotides. The record is from the annotation of a GenBank genome assembly. Lineage: Eukaryota; Metazoa; Platyhelminthes; Trematoda; Strigeidida; Schistosomatidae.
GCUUGCUUCACGCGAUUGGUUUCUUGUGCUUUUGUAUUCUUUUGUUGAUUAUGGUAUCUCUUUCAUGCUAACGUCCCUUACUGGCGUAUUAAAUUCUAUGAAUGAGGUCGCAGUAAUCCAAACAGCCGAAAUGUUCGAUAAAUAAAACUCCUAAAACUCUAGCUUAAUUGACAUGAGUGGUGUUGGACGUUCGACAUUUUUUGCAUCUAAUUCAGUGAACUUUCGCAGCGGGAGAUAUAAAGCUUUUCUGAGCGGGAGGUCGAAUUGAUUUGAAUACCGGCUGGGUUAUUUUUGGUUGCAGCAAAUUUAGUUUCGCCCCUCCCUCUGUAUUUGUAUUCAGUGAAAGUUUAAGCAACCAAAAUAUUUCAUCUAACUCACUUGUAUUUGCUUCACUGGCGUAUAUGCGCGUUAGUCUGCUAAUUACUCCCUUAAACUUUAAUUGACUUUUUCCUUUAAAAUGUCCACUUUUCGAAGAAUUGGUAAAAGGCUUGUUAUGAUUGGUGCACUAUCUGGUGUUAGUGCCGCCUUCCUUCUUGAAGCUAUUCCAAAAAUUAAUGAGGCCAGAAGAAUGAAGGCCUUACAAUCAAAACCUAAGCCUUCAAAAGAAGAAAUAGAACGCUUUGAAAAACCUUUACCAACUCGUGAUGAACAAUUGAAACGUAUGGCAUCAGGUGAAACCUUUGACGUUUUGAUAAUUGGUGGUGGAGCCACAGGUGCCGGUAUCGCAGUUGACGCCGCAUCUAGAGGCUUGUCAACUUGUCUCAUCGAAAGAUUGGAUUUCGCUUCGGGUACAUCUUCUCGAUCAACUAAACUCAUUCAUGGUGGUGUUCGAUAUCUACAAAAGGCUAUAUUUAACUUUGAUAUAGAACAAUUUCGUAUGGUCAAUGAAGCGCUUAAUGAACGAUCAAAUCUAAUUGAUAUAGCUCCACACUUAGCUUAUCCAUUACCAAUUAUGUUGCCAAUAUACAAAUGGUGGCAACUUCCCUAUUACUGGGCUGGUAUUAAAAUGUAUGAUUUAAUAUCUGGUUCUCAAAUUCUGAAAGCUAGUUAUUACUUGAGUAAAUCACAAGCAUUAGAACGUUUCCCUUUAUUGAAACGUGAUAAAUUGGUUGGGGGAUUAGUAUAUUAUGAUGGUCAACAAGAAGAUGCUCGUAUGUGUUUGAGUAUAGCUUUGACAGCAGCUCGUUACAAUGCUGCAAUUGCUAAUUAUGUUGAAGCUGUUGAACUCAUUAAAAAAUCGUCUCAAACAAAAUCAAUUUCUUUGAAAUCAACACUAGAGAAUACUCCUGAAUCAACACCUAUUGUAUCAGGUGCACGUGUUAGAGAUCGUUUAACUGGUAAAGAGUUUACAAUUAAUGCUCGUUGUGUUAUUAAUGCUACUGGACCAUUCACGGAUAGUAUACGUCAAAUGGAUGAUAAAAAAUUGCCAGCUAUCUGUCAACCAAGUUCAGGAGUUCAUAUUAUUCUUCCUGGUUAUUAUAGUCCUACAAAAAUGGGCUUACUCGAUCCAGCUACACGUGAUGGUCGUGUCAUUUUCUUUUUACCAUGGAUGAAUUUUGCCCUGGCUGGUACAACUGAUUCUGAAUGCGCUGUUACUGAUCAACCCUCACCAUCUGAAGCUGAAGUGAAUUUCAUUCUUGAAGAAAUUAGCAGUUAUCUUUCACCAGAAAUACAAGUUCGUCGUGGCGAUGUACUUUCAGCCUGGGCAGGUAUUCGACCACUUGUUCGUGAUCCUAAUUCUUCUGAUACUCAAUCGAUUGCACGUAAUCAUAUUAUUAAUGUUUCACCGUCAAAACUGAUAACAAUUGCUGGAGGAAAAUGGACAACUUAUAGAAAUAUGGCAGAAGAGACUGUAGAUAAGGCUAUUGAGGUGUGUGGUCUUAAACCAAAAAGUCCAUGUCGUACUAAAGGUCUACUCCUAGAAGGUGCUCAUAAUUGGUCACCGAAUUUAUUUAUACAAAUUGUUCAAGAAUAUGGUAUGGAUGUUGAUGUAGCCCGUCAUUUAACUGGUAUCUAUGGUGAUAAAGCCAUUACUAUUGCAAAUAUGUCAAAAUUAACUGGUUUUAGAUGGCCAAUAUUGGGUAAAAAAUUACAUCCUGAAUUCCCUUUCAUUGAAGCAGAAGUUGAAUAUGCUUGCCGAGAAUAUGCUUGUCAUGCAGUAGACUUUCUUGCUCGUCGUACUCGUUUAGCCUUCUUAAAUGUUCAAGCAGCUCAAGAGGCUUUACCAAGAAUUGUUGAUUUAAUGGGUCAGCAUUUAAAGUGGAGUAAUGAAAGAAAAAAACAAGAAAUGAAAGAAGCAGAAGAGUUCCUAAACGCAGAGAUGGGUCUUAAUCUACGCGUAAUGGAUAGUGUUCGUAUGAAGUUGACUAUUAGUGAGAUUGAUGAUUUACUGCACAGUUUUCGUAAACUUGAUCAUGAUACUAAAGGUUAUAUUUCAUUGAAUGAUUUACGCAAAUUUUGUACUGAAUCUGGUGAGCAAAUCAGUGAAGAGAUACUGCAGUCCACUCUGAAUACAAUGGAUCUCAACAAAAAUGGACAAGUUGAUAUGGCAGAAUUUUUACAUGUGCUUCGUAGUCAACUCAUUCAUCAAUCGAGAUCCUCCACUAUGCAUAAACAAUCUUUGUGACCAUCGACGUUUUAUGAGUGCAGUAAAAUCUGGUGUUGUUGUGAAUUCACCAUUCAAGAAAGUACUCAAUCGUACACGAAUUCCUGUUUACAGAAGUGGUGGUGGCGUGUAGAAAACAACAAACAGACGGGAAAACAUACAAACAAACAAGCCCACAAAAAACGAACUAUCCCCUCUUCUAUACUCUUGUUUUGUUGUUGUUUUUUUGGUUUCCUUUGAAGAAGAUAAAUCCCCUCUUCCACCCUCUCUUAUUGAUGUCUUUUCAUUUAUUUUGUUUUCUUCUUCUUUAUUGACCAACCUUCAUAUAGUAUAUUUCAGUAUGUACGUGUGUGUGUGUGUGCGUGCGCUCGCGCGACUGUGCUAUCUUCAUUCAUAUUGACGAAGAUGACGUAAGAAAGUACUUUUGUUCUUUAACUAAUGAUUAUUAUUAUUAUUAUUUGCAUGUGUUACCAGGUAGAUUAUUAGACAGAUGGAUUAUUCUUAUUCUUCUUAUUAUUAUUAAUGUUGAACACUUUGUUUGCAUGGUUUCUGUGUUCAUUUCAACGGAUUUAUUAUACUUAGUUGUUGUCUACAAAUGAUAGCGAACAGUGUAGGUGUUCAUGCCUGACUUUUGUAUUGAAGGAUGAAAUCAACACCCACAGGCCUAAACACCAUCAUACUCCCUUCACAUACUUAUUUUACUUCUACCGACUAGUUAUAUUCUCAUUGGCUAAUGGAAUUGUAAUUUCCCUUUCCUAUGCCUUUUAUACCAAUAUGGACUUGCUUUUCCUUUUCUUUACUUCAUUUGAUAGUAGCGGUAAUACUGGUAAUAUUAGUCGUCACUUUCAUCAUUUCAGCUGCUUGUCGUUGUUCUUGCUGUUGCUGUUGAAGUGUAUUACUCACUGCUUCUUUUGCGUACCUACGUCACCAGGUCAAUAGUACUUACUUCUACGACAAACAUACAACUGUUUUAUGUUGAUUAAAGAAAAAAUCUUUUUUUUGUAGAAUUUUGUUUUACUCCUUUUAUGAAAUAUUAUUACUAUUAUUAUUAUUACUUUAUUCGAUUUAAGUACUAUUUUGUUUUUGAAGAAAAGAUACCGUUGGUAACUUUCUUCUAGCUGUGUAUAUAUGAUAUAUACAUGUGAGUCUAUAUAUAUAUAUAUAUAUAUAUA